GGGAGAAGAAGCGAGAAUGUGCGCAGUUUCCCCUGCGUGCAGAACUCGGGGAAUGGAAGCGGACUAGCCGUUGAAAAUCGAGAGCGAUGGAGUAAUGGGAUGAUUUACACGGAACGGUGAUAGUCUUUUUUGGGGUUGAUGGCGUUGUUGAAGGACACACAGUCAGGUGUCGUCGUCCGUCUUGGUCUUGUGUCUUGGUCCCUUUUUGGAUCGUCUGCCGCUUGCUGGGUCACUUUUUUUUUUUCUCUUAGUCGCAGAGACGAUGGAGAGACAAGUAGAAAGAGGGGGAUGACCGAAUCGCUUUUCUGCCGCAGGCACGCAGACAAAAAGAUGCAGAAUGCAGCCAGUAGUCUCGUUCGAAUAUUGGCGCUCGAUAAAAACGGCCUCGAGAAGCGGUCCCUGACUGACGAGCGAGGAAGCUGGGGGGGAGAGAAAGGCGGGAGCGUGUGACGCAACAGGUCCAGACGACGAGCAAGCGGAUUGGCGGUUUCCGACGCAGUAACAAUAUUACCCCUGCUGCAGGAGCCUUGUGGUGCUGAUCUGUAAGAGAGGCC
Messenger RNA from Colletotrichum godetiae, 554 nucleotides. RefSeq lists its product as uncharacterized. The record is from RefSeq and is a predicted model, not a curated record. The coding region runs from base 139 to 450 and encodes 103 amino acids. NCBI's taxonomy places the organism in Eukaryota, Fungi, Ascomycota, Sordariomycetes, Glomerellales, Glomerellaceae. The transcript has a single exon.